This is a messenger RNA of Rattus norvegicus (Norway rat), 1321 nucleotides long. It is a transcript of the gene Timm21, whose product is annotated as translocase of inner mitochondrial membrane 21. The record is from RefSeq and is marked provisional. NCBI's taxonomy places the organism in Eukaryota, Metazoa, Chordata, Mammalia, Rodentia, Muridae. Gene Ontology annotation, biological process: mitochondrial respiratory chain complex I assembly; protein import into mitochondrial matrix; mitochondrial respiratory chain complex IV assembly. Gene Ontology annotation, cellular component: mitochondrial membrane; TIM23 mitochondrial import inner membrane translocase complex. The coding region runs from base 214 to 951 and encodes 245 amino acids. The transcript is spliced from 6 exons.
GUGAAUGUCAGUAGGACGGUAAAUAGGGCAUUUUAAUUCAAGAGAGAGAAAAAAAAUAAAGUGUACCUAACUUCUCUUGUAGAUUAUUCAUCUUGAUAUUCGCCUGACACAGGAUGUAAUGUGAAUGGUUUGGUUUCACGUCUUGUCCGCCUGAGUGUGUGGAUUACGAACCUUUAGAAGUUGCAGUUCGGAAGUCUCACAGUGUUUGUGAACAUGAUUUGUGCUUUUCUACGAGUUGUUCGGCAUGCGGAGAAGCUGCACGGGUCGUUGGGCAGGCAGUUGUUGUUGCCACACUUUGUACUCACCAAAGCUUGCUUGAAAACCCAGCCUUUGAGAUGGGGGCUGCGAGAGCAGAAGAAAACAGUGCAACCUAGAACUGUCCUUGGGUUCACCCAGAAAACCUUCUGGACACAAGGACCGGACCCCCGGAAAGCAAAGGAGGACAGUAGCAAGCAAGUGUCUAUUAACAGGAAUCAAAGAGAGGAAACCGGUGUCUCAACAUCUCAGAAAGUGAAAGAAGCCGGGAGAGACGUCACCUACCUGAUAGUGGUGCUCUUUGGAGUCAGCAUUACAGGCAGCUUGUUAUAUACGAUCUUCAAAGAACUGUUUUCCUCAUCCAGUCCUAACAUCAUCUAUGGGAAAGCCUUAGGGAAAUGCAGAACACACCCUGAGGUGAUCAGUGUCUUUGGCGAGCCUGUGAAAGGCUAUGGGGAAAUGUCGAGACGUGGGCGGAGACAACAUGUCAGCUUUACUGAAUAUGCAAACAACGGGCUAAAGCGCAUCCGUGUGAAGUUCUAUAUCGAGGGCUCUGAGCCAGGGAAGCAAGGAACGGUACACGCAGAAGUGGAAGAGAACCCGAGGAGUGGCCAGUUUGAUUUUCGAUAUAUAUUUGUGGACGUGGCUCCUAAAAGAUCUAUUGUUGUUGAAGAUAACCGUUUCCAACAAAGUUAAAAGCCUCAAGCCAGUGCAGUGCUUCCUGCCGAGAAUGAAGGGAUCCGUUCUCACUGCGAUCCUCACAACUCUCUUCCAGAAUUUGUUCAAAAAAACAAGAAUAAAGUAUGUCACAUGGAAAGGAGGUGCAAUGUGAGUGAGUGUUCAUGAGUUUGGAGAAGCAGAUCUUUCUUGUGAAAAAUCAUGAGAUGUAGCAAAUUCUAUAUUAUCCUUGACUUGCCGAUCAUGACCGUAUUUCAGCUCUACAUUCAUGGUAAACCUUUGUUACUAAAAUUUAUACACCACAUAAGUAAAACCUUCAAUAUUUUAUGCUAUUUAAUAUUGUAUGGCUUUUAUAUAAUCAACAGAAUAAAGAUUAAACUAACAAAAA